CCUGUUUUGUUUUUCUGUACAUGUUGAAAUGUUCAUAUUUGUUGACCUUUAUUAAGUUAAUAAUUUUUUAAGUUAUCUAAGAAACUAGUGGGAAUAGGAGAAGUAGGAAAAGCAGACAUGCAUUGUGGAAUGUCUUACAUAACAAAUCACUAGUUAGUUUCUUGACAGGACAGACAAUGCCUGACCAAAGGAAGGAUGUGGGAAGAUAGAGAUACAGCAGGCCUGAGUUUCUGAAUACACCAAAGCAAAACACUUUUGGAACCAGUCAAGCUUCUGGGGGAGGGGAAAGGAGGAAGUAAACAAGCUAGAAUUAGAAAAAUCCGCAUCUUAUUAAGAGGAAGAAACAAAGGAAAAAACAAAGAAUCAUCAUCUUCAGAAUAAAAACUCUGUAACAGAAGAAAUAUUGAAGCACAUAAUUCUGUAAGAAUCAGAAGAACUGACCAGAAAAUGAACUAUUAAAGAAGACAAGUAUACAACAGCUAUUCAGAGCUAUUUCUGCAAGGUUAUCAUCCAAGGACCUCAAUCCGGGCUUAGAUUUAUCUGUGUGCCAUAAGAAUACAGUCAAAAAGAAAUUCCCUUCUGCUGAAAACCAUUAAAGGUAUCAGUUGAUCCAGUUGCGAUUAGAGGCAGACAAUCAAGCAAAAGGUCACCAGAGUAAAAGAAGCAUAACCAGGUGAACACCCAAAAGAUAAUGUCAAAUUCUGACACAAAUAUGGAAGUAACUAAAAGCUUCAGCCUAGAAGAGGAUUUUGAAGGACAGGCCACACAUACAGGGCCCAAAGGAGUUAUCAAUGAUUGGAGAAAGUUUAAAUUGGAAAGUGAAGACAGUGAUUCCGUCCCACCCAACAAGAAGGAAAUUCUCAGACAGAUGUCUUCUCCUCAAUGUCGAGAUGAUAAAGACACAAAAGAAAGAUUUGGCCGGAAGAUGAGUGUGCAAGAAUAUGAACUCAUUCAUCAGGAGAAAGAGGAUGAAAACUGUCUCCGUAGAUAUCGUAAACAAUGCAUGCAAGACAUGCACCAGAAGCUAAGUUUUGGACCCAGGUAUGGGUUUGUAAGAGAGCUGGAGAAUGGGGAACAGUUCUUGGAAGCCAUUGAGAAGGAACAGAAGAUCACCACCAUCAUCGUUCACAUCUAUGAAGAUGGUAUCAAGGGCUGUGAGGCCCUGAACAAUAGCCUCAAUUGUCUUGCUGCAGAAUACUCUAUGGUAAAAUUCUGUAAAAUCAAAGCUUCUAACACAGGUGCUGGGGAGCGCUUCUCCUCAGAUGUGCUUCCUACAUUGCUGGUCUACAAAGGUGGGGAGCUUAUCAGCAAUUUCAUUAGUGUCUCUGAGCAGUUUGCUGAAGAUUUUUUUGCUGUGGAUGUUGAGUCUUUCCUAAAUGAAUAUGGGUUACUUCCCGAAAGGGAGAUCCAUGCACUGGAACAGGCCAGCAUGGAAGAUGAAGAUAUUGAAUAACUUAAGCUAUAAUAUUUCAAUAUCUCAAAUUUUUCCUUUUAAUAUUACAAAGAGAUCUUUUUUUUUCUUUCUUCUCUUUUCUUCCACAGAAAAAUAUGUGUGGUAGUUGCUAUUCUAACAUGUAAAAAAACCUAACACAAUAAGUGUAUAUUUGGCUUAUGCAGAUUUCUUAGCUUUGAACCUAGAUUUCUUUUUAGGUCAAUAAUAUCACCCUCUAACUAUGAGUGUUAGGAUAUAGCCUUCAGCAAUGUUAUAAACAGAUUUAGAAAGAACUAAUGAUAUUUUGACAUUUUGGACAGAAUCAAUUUUCUUUGGGGGGAUUUUUUUUUUAAAGUUCUAGCCUUUCUCCCUUUGGUUCAGUCCUCAGAUUUACUAUUUGAGAAGUUUUAAAUAAGGAACUACCUAUAUUCUGCUUAUGUAACACUAAUGAAGCCACAAAAAUAGAUAUUUUUUCUUUGCGAAAAAUUCAUUCCUUCUUACUGACUGAAUUUUGCAAGGCCCUGGGGAAAAAAAAAAGAAAUUCCCCAAAUGUGAUGCAAAAUCAUUGUCAUAUAUGUCAAGAAAACAAAUAAAGAACUAGUCCAUGGUGCA
This is a messenger RNA of Monodelphis domestica (gray short-tailed opossum), 2044 nucleotides long. It is a transcript of the gene PDC, whose product is annotated as phosducin. Gene Ontology annotation, biological process: regulation of G protein-coupled receptor signaling pathway. Lineage: Eukaryota; Metazoa; Chordata; Mammalia; Didelphimorphia; Didelphidae. Gene Ontology annotation, cellular component: photoreceptor outer segment. The record is from RefSeq and is a predicted model, not a curated record.